UUCAAAAUAGGGCACCAAAUGAAUGAUUAACAUGUAAUGGUAUAACUUUUCAGAAAAUGCCAUAUUGGAUUGCAUAUAUCAUGAAAUAGAGAAAACAUUCUAUGUGCUGGACAUCAUGAAUUGGAAGGACCACCCUGUUUAUGAUAGUGAGACUGACUUUCGUUUUUUCUGGAUGAUGAGCAAAAUGCAGGAGAUUCAGAGGUAGGGGAAGUCAGCAAAUUGAAUCCAUACAAAUUUAUACCACUUCAGUAUCAUAGCUGUAAGAAAGAGAAUCUAGAAGAGUUAUUUAAAUCAACAACAACACAGUUUGAUGGUUGUCUGUUCUACCACAAGCAAGCCCACUACACGUUUGGUGCAUCCCCUUUAGUUGUUUGGCUAAAACCGUACAUGGUCGGAGAACUGCUCGGCAUUGAAAUUCCAGAUUGUAUGUUGCAACAGAAACCGGCUAACUAUUCUACGUAUGCUGCGCACAUGCAACAGGUGAAGGACAGGAAAGAGCACUUUGCGAAGGAGCUUGAGGAAAAGAAAGCGCAUAGGAAACAGAAACGUGGACAAGAUCGGUCAAAACAAUUUAAGAUGGAUCUGAUGGAAUCCAGAUGGUUCACAGGAAUACCGGAGAAUUUUGAAACAGAUUGGUGUACAGUAGCAUGUCCUGUAGGGAAAAGAUGCCUAGUCAUGGCUAUAGAUGGAGAGACGAAGUCAUUUAGUAAGAAAGGUUUUAAGAUACCUGGCUAUUUCUUGUCAGUGUUACCAGGUGGUAAUGGUACAGAGUAUGGAUUUGGUCCUACAGUUGUGACUCUACUUGAUUGCUUGUUCCAUGAAGAGAUGAUGACCUAUUUUAUUCUGGACUGUAUUAUGUGGGCAUCGAAUGACGUAAAAGACUUCCCGUAUAUGGACAGAAUGAAGUUUGUGAAAAGAGAAAUUUCAAAAAGACCAGAAUUUAAAAAUAUAACGGACCUUAACAUGUAUAAGUUUGUGCCACUGUAUCAGUAUGACAGUUCAUUAGAAGGUAUUGAUUUGUGCAUGAGGCAGACAACAUUUGAGAUUGAUGGACUCUUAUUCUUUAAGAAGGAUAUCAAGUACAGGUCAGAAAGCACGUCGGAUAUACUGUGGAUAAAGCCAUAUAUUUUACCAGACGUCUUUGAAGGCAUAGCAGUACCAAAAAGACUUAUGGCAGAAAAGCCUGACACAUACACCGAUUUUAAUACAUUCAUUGACGAUGUUGAACAUGGUAGAAUAAAAAUAGAGCCUGCCAGCAAGGGAGGUAAGAAAAAUAAGAAGAAGCAGACACAGUCCCAGGGACAAGGUUAUGGACAAGGAGCAAACAAAAAUCGGCCAGUAUACAGGGAAAGUCAGGCUGUAAAAGGAAGUGGAGGUGAACAGAACAGCAGUUAUUCACAGCUACUAGCUGGAGGUGAGCAAGGUCAUGGUCAGGCAAUUUAUGGUAAAGGAAAGUUCACAGGGCAUAGUUACUAUGGUGACGAGAGAGACUAUUACUAUCCAGACCCAGGUUAUAGAUCAGACAUGAGGGCUAGAAGAGACCAAGGAAUGGCUGAGAUGGAAUCAGCUGUUCCAUAUAACAGCAGACGACAGUUAAAUAAUAAAGGUCGUCAGAACCAUUUGUUUUGA
Messenger RNA from Ruditapes philippinarum (Manila clam), 1629 nucleotides. RefSeq names its product snurportin-1-like. The record is from RefSeq and is a predicted model, not a curated record. Lineage: Eukaryota; Metazoa; Mollusca; Bivalvia; Venerida; Veneridae. The transcript is spliced from 11 exons. Gene Ontology annotation, cellular component: cytoplasm; nucleus. The coding region runs from base 388 to 1629 and encodes 413 amino acids. Gene Ontology annotation, biological process: snRNA import into nucleus.